AUGGCAGGUAAGAGAGCCUUAGUAAUCCUGUCAAAGGGUGCGGAGGAGAUGGAGACAGUUAUCCCGGUGGACAUCAUGCGACGAGCUGGGAUUGCAGUGACAGUGGCGGGGCUGACGGGUAAAGAACCAGUGCAGUGCAGCAGAAAUGUCAUGAUCUGUCCCGAUGCCAGCUUGGAGGAUGCCAGAAAACAGGGCCCCUAUGAUGUGGUCCUACUUCCUGGAGGAAUGCCAGGAGCACAGAACCUGGCAGAGUCUCCUGCUGUGAGCGAGGUGCUGAAGGACCAAGAUGGCAGGAAAGGCCUUAUUGCGGCCAUCUGUGCAGGUCCUACAGCUCUUCUGGCACAUGGCAUCGGCUACGGCAGCACUGUGACCACACAUCCGGCUAUGAAGGACAAGAUGAUGGCUGGAGAUCGCUAUAAAUAUUCUGAAGCUCGAGUGCAGAAGGAUGGCCAUUACAUCACCAGCCGUGGGCCCGGAACCAGUUUUGAAUUUGCCCUGACGAUCGUAGAGGAGCUUCUGGGGGCUGAGGUUGCCGCUCAAGUCAAGGCUCCCCUCAUGAUGAAAGAGUGA
Nerophis lumbriciformis (worm pipefish) is the source of this 570-nucleotide messenger RNA. Lineage: Eukaryota; Metazoa; Chordata; Actinopteri; Syngnathiformes; Syngnathidae. The record is from RefSeq and is a predicted model, not a curated record.